Messenger RNA from Prionailurus viverrinus (fishing cat), 5114 nucleotides. It is a transcript of the gene HOXD4, whose product is annotated as homeobox D4. The transcript is spliced from 2 exons. NCBI's taxonomy places the organism in Eukaryota, Metazoa, Chordata, Mammalia, Carnivora, Felidae. Gene Ontology annotation, cellular component: nucleus. Gene Ontology annotation, biological process: anterior/posterior pattern specification; embryonic skeletal system morphogenesis; regulation of transcription by RNA polymerase II. The coding region runs from base 1156 to 1932 and encodes 258 amino acids. The record is from RefSeq and is a predicted model, not a curated record. Gene Ontology annotation, molecular function: RNA polymerase II cis-regulatory region sequence-specific DNA binding; DNA-binding transcription factor activity, RNA polymerase II-specific.
UCGAUUCUAGGGGAAUAUAUGGUCGAUGCAAAAACUUCAUGUUUCUCCGAAAUAGCCAUAGUCGGAAGCUGAGGCCAGAGGCAGCCGGGUGCGGGGCAGUUUCCUUUCUGUUUUAUUACCUUAGACUCCAGGAAGAUGGACUGAGCCUGGUGACACGGGGGGAGCCUUUUCCCCGAAGCCCCUCACGUUUAAACAGAGGUUCCCGUGUAAACCCUUAAUUGGUUGCAUGAAUGCAGGGCCAAAGGGCUAGCUUUUGGGGAGCUGGGGAGCAAGGUGGAAAGCCAGGUAGCCCCAGCCCCAACUCUGCCCUCAAGGAGCAUGAAGUGAGGUCAGAGGGUGCCCAGUGAGGAGGCUCACAGGUCGUUGACUGCCACGUGGGAAAAGGGAGUGCAGGGUCCUUUGGAGCCUAUCUGGGUGAGGUGGGGGUGCCAUCGUCACCUUCCAGGCCCACCCCUCAGCUGUAUGAGCUGGGUGGAGGGCGGUCUUGCCAUACCUGUAAGACCGACUUUGGCUAAAAGCACUCCAUCCUGGGCACUCACAGCAAGCUUGGCAGUUACUCAUCGCCUGAUUUGAUUCGGGCCCGCCAGACUGUUGCAACUUUUGGGUGACCCUGAGGAAGACAAAGCCGGGACUCGGCCUUUGUAUGGCAGAGUCCCCGUUCCCGCGGGCGGGAGCCCUGCCUGCCUGGGGUACUCUGCCCAACUCAGAGGCUGCCUCACCCACCGGCCUUUUGGCAUUCUGCAGCCUGACAGAGUUGGGGUUUCAUUCCCCCUUGAACUGUACCCAUUUUGGGGGGCUGUAUCUCAGCGGGGGUGAGUGGAGAGGACACUGGAGGUUAACAAAGUCAGUGGCAGACAAAAGCUGGGAUUACCUGCCAGGAAUGAGGGUGCGGGGAAUUGGAGAACUACACUAACAUCUGGCGGGGGCCCUCAAAUGUGCCAUGGCGAGUCACUUGAUUACACGUAUGUUAUUUAGUUAAAUUUGUGAAAAUUAUGAGAUGCUCACCAACCCGGUGAUAAACUCGCUUCCUCGCUAUUGGCUGGCUUGGUCACAUGGCCGCCAACUUUAUUCAGUUGACAGCAAGUAGGAGGGCCCUAUGGAAGGAGAAAAAAAGACAACACGAGAAAAAUUAGUAUUUUCUACCUUCUGAAAUUAAUGGCCAUGAGUUCGUAUAUGGUGAACUCCAAGUAUGUGGACCCCAAGUUCCCUCCGUGCGAAGAAUAUUUGCAGGGCAGCUACCUAGGCGAGCAGGGCGCCGACUACUACAGCGGAGGCGUGCAGGGUGCAGACUUCCAGCCCCCGGGGCUCUACCCACGGCCCGACUUCGGUGAGCAGACCUUCGGAGGCGGCGGGCCCGGGCCCGGCUCGGCGCUACCCACGCGGGGUCACGGGCAAGAAGCCGGUGGCCCCGGUGGCCACUACGGAGCCCCAGGAGAGCCGUGCCCCGCGCCCCCGGCGCCGCCGCCCGCGCCUCUGCCCAGCGCCAGGGCCUGCAGCCAGCCGGGCGGCCCCAAGCAGCCGCCCCCCGGGACGGCACUCAAGCAGCCCGCGGUGGUCUACCCAUGGAUGAAGAAGGUGCACGUGAAUUCGGUGAACCCCAACUACACUGGCGGGGAGCCCAAGCGGUCUCGGACGGCCUACACCCGGCAGCAAGUCCUAGAACUGGAAAAAGAAUUUCAUUUUAACAGGUAUCUGACCCGGCGCCGUCGGAUUGAAAUUGCUCACACCCUGUGUCUCUCUGAGCGCCAGAUCAAGAUCUGGUUCCAGAACCGGAGGAUGAAGUGGAAAAAAGACCACAAGCUGCCCAACACCAAAGGCAGGUCCUCGUCCUCGUCCUCUUCUUCCUCCUCCUCCUGCUCCUCCUCAGCUGCCCCAGGCCAGCAUUUGCAGCAGCUGGCCAAGGACCACCACACGGACCUGACGACCUUGUAGAAGUGGGGACCCUGGGCCCAUUCCUCCCUGCGCUCCCGGCUGAGCCGAAGCUGCGGGGGCAGGCCAGGCUUGCUGUCACCUCCCUGGGCUCUAAGGUACUGUGGGGUGGACCUGGGAUACGCAGGCCGCCCUCGGACUAGGUUAGCAUCCUGCCCGAGGGCAGCCCCCUCCCUGAAGCGGGAUGGGGGUGGGAGGGGGGCGGGAUUCUCUCUCUAAGUAUAUUAUCAUAUGGCAGGAGCUACUGAGAACAUAAACCUUGGCGAGUCAUUAAACUUAUGAAAAUCUCUGCUGUUGGAUUUUGAAUUUGCAAAUGAAGGUUGGAUGCUUUAUCCCAGUGUGAAUUUGAACAUCCUCCCCCACCCCACCCCUCCAGGGAUCUUGGUGGCUUAAUAAAGUGGGGGAGUUGAGGCAGCAGGUUGGCCAUCCCUGUGCUAGGUGCUUUCAGUGGAAACAGGAAAGCUGGGCCAGGAUUUCUGAACUUUCUGGGUUAUCUGUAUAAUUUCCGGUGUGAAAAAAAUAUUUUGCUCCCGGUGGCCCCAUGCCCAAAGAAAUGAGUCUAAGAAGGAAGUGGAAAUGGGUUGGGUUAUUUUAUGUUUAGAUUAUAUUUGCUUAAAUAUUUAUUUGUUGGGGGAUGGGGGACAGAAAUAACUGACAUCUUAAUGCCAAAAAUCUUAAGAAGGUGAAAGGGGCUGAGUUUCAGGGAGAAGAAUCAGAGAUGUGUGGACUAACUUCUGGCUCUAACCGGCAUUUUGAACUCCACCCCUCCCCACUCCCCGGAAAUGUGUGUGGGGGGCCCUUAACCCUUUUAGAGGGAAGCAAAGGGUCCACUCAAAGUUGAGUUCUUGAAAAUAUAUUUCCACAUGUGCUUUUUUCAGCACUGUGCUUACAACUAGUUCUGGGUGAUUAAAGGAAAGGGAAAAGAGAAAGAAACAAAUGGUCCAACAUUUUCCUUCUGGGGAAAGAAAACAACACCUCUAUGUUCUGGGUCAUUAGAUAGUGACUGAAUUUUCUAUUCCAACUGGAUUCCAAAUAACCCAUGUAGCACUAUUUUAUAGGAAUUGGUAUACGGCCUAUAUGGGAGAGGGGGUGUGUGGUGGGGAGAAAGUGGGAAGGUGGGGAAAUCUUGCUGUAAAAAAGAAAGAGAACACUAAUUGAAUCUAGAAGCCCACAAAAGUUGGUCUUAGGGUUUUUUUCCCUGAAGUUUUUUUUUUUAUUUUUUAAACAAGUGUAAGGAAGUUUUUCUCAACCCAUUGAUUAGAAGCAGAGAUUGUAAAAGUAUAAAAGUUUUAGGCCCUCCUCCUUGCCUUAAGAAUAGUGGUUUCAUAACAAUCACCCUCAAACAACAGAGGAGUGAUGUUCUUUAGUCAUUUUUCUUAUGCCUUGCCUGAGGAUUCAAGGCUCAUUUUUCUAAAAUGCUGACCCUUAAGGCUAAGGGGUGGGGGGGGGGGGGAAGAGUCAAAGGGAAUGGCCAGAGUUCAUAUACUCAAAUGAAACAGACUUUGGAAGUUUAAACCCCAAAGCUGUGGGCUCCAAAAAGAAACCCCUGGUUGCAGCUACCAAAAAGUGACAAAAGAGGGGAGGGAAAAAGGAUGAGCUUGAAAGAGAGAUUAAGAAUUGGAGCUAUUUUUUUUUUCAGUGCUUCAGAAUGCUUUAUAAAGUUCAGAGAUAAUUUUUUAAAUAUAUUUAAGUGGAGGGAGAAAAAAAAAAAAGACUUUUUCUGCACGCAUGUUCUUUGGUGUCUCCUGAGAGCUGAGAGCAGGUAUUCACUGGAGUCCCUAGGCUGAAAUUCCACUUCUCUAAAGUAUCUUCCAAGCCUUGGUCUUUUGUAUUAGACCCUGGGGACAGCUCUUUGUUCCUCCUUGGGGUGAGCCUGGCUCUCAGACUUGCACAUGGCAAUACUUGAAUAUCGCCACGUCGGGAUAUUAAAGAUGGAUAUUCCUGCAUUAUUCGCAUCAUUGUUUCUAUGACAAAAAGCAAAGAGUUCAUACAUAGUCAAGACGUCUUUUUUCUGACGCCCUCACGUUGAGAAGCUGAAAAGGUAUUUUACUGAAGUUCGGCUAAAUUACAGAAUCAGGUUCAUCCAGAGGACAAAUUUUCUAUUCGAUUAGCUGUAUUUCAGCCGGGAGGACUGACCUCUAAACCCUUAACCUUUUGGACUCUAACUACCCUUCUCUUCUUUUUUUCCCCCUCUAAUGGGGAGAGCAGUCUUUGGAUGUAGCAUUUGAAAAGAGCCGCUAUCGUUAGAGGCAAGUUGGAAAGUUGCUAAGAUUCUUUCCUAAAGCCCAAAUCUGUGAAUAUAUUGAACCUUCUCCUUGGGAGGGGGGAAAAGUAUAUAUUUUCACGACACCCAACUACAUAUAUAUUAUAAAGAUUAUUAUAUAGAUUUCCCCAUUCCCAGAAGUUCAGGUUAUCUACCCCAGCUUCAGACCAAAUGCCAAAACUGCUUCGCUGACUUCACCCAUGUCCCAGAGGAAAGCCAAGAGGCAUGUUUUGAUGAAGAAAACCCACCUUCUUCUCAAACAUAGCUUCACUACUUUGAAAAGUAACUUAAUCAGAGAAACAACUUCUUUGUUUAUAAGUCUCAGUUCUCCUCAGUUUCCAGGGAUUGUCUUUUGAAAUGUUAAUGGAGCUUGGAUGGCCCAGGGGGCAGUCCUCAACCCUGUGGUCCCAAUCGGACCCCAGCGUCCGUUUGGGCCCACAGGAGUGGGGCAGGGGAGAAGCAGCAGCACCCCCCCUCCCUUCUCAAAACCACGUAGGGCAGGGAAGGAAAUGAGUUUCCAUCUGGGAACAUACUCUGGAGAAACCUAGAUGUGGAAAGGCUCAGUGCCCAUUUGCUUUCAUUUGUUUCCAGUUUGUUCCCCCAAAUAUGAGCCAGAAGUGUUUGUUUUGGUGUUGUUGUUUUUUUUAAGCUGUGUUGGGGUCGUGACUGGGGAGGAGUGAAGUGUUUACCGAGGACAUUGCUCCUCAGACUCCCAUCUCACUUUGUCCAUUGCAGCCUUUUGUUGGGAGAUGACAUUGUCUGUCAGCCCCAUGGUGUCUGUUCACACAGGAUGCUUUUUUAAUAGAAUUGACCAAUGUUCUGCUGCCACUGAUUAAAGUAUUAUUUAUACUAAUUGUUGCCUGUAGUUUUGAUGUAAUUCAUUGAUCUAUAUUUGAAAUAAUAAAAGGUGUAGCGAAACUUC